Cantharellus anzutake is the source of this 693-nucleotide messenger RNA. RefSeq lists its product as uncharacterized. Bases 1 to 693 code for a protein of 230 amino acids. The record is from RefSeq and is a predicted model, not a curated record. Lineage: Eukaryota; Fungi; Basidiomycota; Agaricomycetes; Cantharellales; Hydnaceae. The transcript has 4 exons.
AUGUCAGCUGCCCGUCUUUCGUCCAUAUCCGCCCAAACUCUUUCAGCUCUCCUCGAACGAACCCGCCUUCGGGAGCUGGGAAAGACCCCCCCGUCAUCACAACUUAGUAAUAUUAAGAGAAAUUUGGAGGUACUUAGACUUGGUAUACUUCAGCUCGAACAAAAUCAGGAAGGAGAGAACGCCGCAGCCAAUGCCCUUAGGGGACAAUGGGAGAGAGCAAAAAGAAUGCUCGGGGAAGACGCAAGUGGCAUACCUGAUCUUCCUCCACCCCAGCAACAGCACACCCACCCGUCUCCGACGGUACAAUUGCGUGACGCGAUGUCUGGUAGCGAUCCCGUCGCCACCCCGUACCGGGAUGACCCUCUAGAGGCGCCAACGCCCGAGUUGAACUCGGUGGAGGAGGUUCAAGCACAAAGACAGAUGAUGGACGACCAAGAUACCCAGCUUGAAUCGCUAUCGCACUCCAUACGGCGUCAACAGGAGCUUUCUGAACAGAUAGGAGAGGAGUUGGAUGUUCAUCAUGGUCUUUUAGAGGACCUUGAGGCAGGUAUAGAUAGGACGACAUUGGGUCUAGGAAGCGCAAGAAGGAGACUAGGCCAUUUUGCGCGAGGCGCUAGGGAAAAUUGUUCUGCAUUCACCAUAGGGACUCUCAUAGUUUUGCUACUUAUGCUAAUAAUCAUCAUCAAGACAUAG